UUAGCAGUUUAUAUUUGCUAAAAACAAAUUGCUCUUCCAUGUUGUGUGUACUGCGGGGCACCAGAUAUAGUGAAUGCAGGGUCCUGGGAGACCAGAUAUAGUGAAUGCAGGGUCCUGGGAGACCAGAUAUAGUGAAUGCAGGGUCCAGGGAGACCAGAUAUAGUGAAUGCAGGGGUCCGGGGAGACCAGAUAUAGUGAAUGCAGGGUCCGGGGAGACCAGAUAUAGUGAAUGCAGGGUCUGGGGAGACCGGAUAUAGUGAAUGCAGGGUCCGGGGAGACCGGAUAUAGUGAAUGCAGGGUCCGGGGAGACCAGAUAUAGUGAAUGCAGGGUCCGG
Messenger RNA from Staurois parvus, 335 nucleotides. The record is from the annotation of a GenBank genome assembly. NCBI's taxonomy places the organism in Eukaryota, Metazoa, Chordata, Amphibia, Anura, Ranidae.